Nezara viridula (southern green stink bug) is the source of this 978-nucleotide messenger RNA. The record is from the annotation of a GenBank genome assembly. NCBI's taxonomy places the organism in Eukaryota, Metazoa, Arthropoda, Insecta, Hemiptera, Pentatomidae.
AUGAUGCAGCAAGAAAAUGAAAGACCAAUAGUAGGAAUAUUGGCACAAGAAGUAUCAGAUAUUAUAAGCAAAAAAUAUCCAUACAGUAAAAGCUAUAUCGCUGCAUCUUAUGUAAAAGCUGUUGAAGGAUCUGGAGCAAGAGUGAUUCCAAUUUUUAUAAACAAAAAUGAAGCUUACUACAGAGAUAUUAUACGUUCAAUAAACGGAUUAGUUCUACCAGGCGGAAAUGUCUGGUUUUAUGAAUUUGAUGAUAAAACACCAAAAGAAAAUGGAUACUUAAGAGCUAGUGAAAUACUCUAUGAAGAAAUAAAAAAGAGAAACAAAGAAAACAAAGAAAAUUUUCCAAUUCUUGGAAUAUGUCUAGGACUUGAAGUUAUGCUUUUUAUUGAAGCAGAUAAAAAAGAAUGCAGAGAUACUUGUAGACCGAAUCACUCAAUAAUGUCAUUAGACUUGUGUUUGGGUUACGAUGAGAGCAGAUUGUUUAAAAAUAUGAAUGAAACAGAAAAGAAUAUUGUAGACAUUUUGCAAAAACCUAUGCAUUACUUUAGUCACCAGUUUUACAUAUCACAUGAAGUAAUGAAAAACAAAUUUAAUAAUGAUUGGAAAAUAAUAUCAACAACCAAACUAGAAAAUCAAAAUACUUUAAUUAUUGCAAUAGCUGAAUCAAAAAAUUUUCCUUUUAUCGGCUUACAAUUUCAUCCAGAAAAAAUAUAUGAAUGGUCAACAAAACAGAAGAGGAACCAUUCUCAAGAAGCAGUAACUGCUUGCAGAUAUUUCUUUGAUUGGCUGAUAAAAGAAUCAAAGAAAAAUAAAAAUAAAUUUGAUAAUAGUGAUCUAGAAAAUGCAUUAUUGAUAAGCAACUAUCACAAAACAUUUACUUCAGGAAGAUUAAAUUUUGAUGAAUUAUAUUUAUUUGAUGAAAAUAAUUCAACUCAAAUAUUAAUAAAACAGACAAGUUUAAUUCAUUGUGUAAUAUAA